Molecule: messenger RNA, 2016 nt
Organism: Gossypium arboreum
Lineage: Eukaryota; Viridiplantae; Streptophyta; Magnoliopsida; Malvales; Malvaceae
Product: probable galacturonosyltransferase 3
Exons: 6
Coding region: 1-1935 (644 amino acids)
Molecular function (GO): polygalacturonate 4-alpha-galacturonosyltransferase activity
Source: RefSeq, a predicted model, not a curated record
AUGUUGCAUGAACUUACCAUCUGUCCGAAUGUUGACAAGCAGGGAAGGGACGCUUCCUCUGCGGCUUACAUGUUCAAUGACAAUGAGAAGGAUCUUGACAUAAUUGCAACAUACAGUGAUGUUUCGGGCACUAUUAGAACAUGUAGGGUGAAAAUGAAGGACCUUUCUGCUUCAUGGGUUCUCGAAAACCCUAUCAAUGUAGACAAAGUACAGGGCUCCCAAGUACAGGUACUUAAGCUGAAAGAUACAUACCAAACUAGCACACCAUUUCAAGAAAAUGUUGAACAGUCCACCGAUGAUCAACAAUUUCAAGAAGGUGAAAUUCUAAGUCAUCGACAGACGUAUUGGAGCCCUGUGAAGUUCAAGCGUCAGAUAUUGAGGCAAAAAAGAAGGGAUCUCCGUACUGCAGAACUUGUUCGCCAAGAUAAAGAAGUUAAUAAAGAGCUGCAAGCAACGGAAGCAAUUGAGAGCUUGAAAAAUAUGGACCCUGUUGUGAAGGGAAAAUACAGUAUAUGGAGAAAAGAUUUCGAAAAUCCUAAUGCUGAUUCUACCUUGAAGCUUAUGCGUGACCAGAUUAUUAUGGCCAAAGCAUAUGCAAACAUUGCUUUUUCUAAGAAACAAACUGUUCUUUACAAUUCUCUUUUGAAGCAAGUCAUGGAAAGUCUAAAUGUUAUUGGAGAAGCUAACUCCGAUGCUGAUCUUCAUCCUAGUUCACUUGAUCGUGCAAAAGCAAUGGGGCAUGCAUUAUCUGUAGCAAAAGAUGAACUCUAUAAUUGCUUCACGGUUGAAAGAAAACUUCAAGCCAUGCUUGUAACAACAGAAGACAAUUUAGAAUCACAGAAGAAAAGAAGCGCCUUCUUGAUUCAAUUAGCUGCAAAAACUGUCCCGAAACCAUUGCAUUGCCUAUCUCUGCAGCUAUCAGCCGACUACUACUUUCAUGGAUAUUAUCAAACCAAGCAAGAACCAUACAACGAAAAGCUCAAAGACCCUUCGUUAUACCAUUACGCCAUCUUUUCCGAUAACGUAUUAGCGACAUCAGUGGUCGUCAAUUCAACGGUGUUGCACGCAAACGAGCCUGAGAAACAUGUUUUCCAUAUAGUAACUGAUAAACUGAAUUUCGCCGCCAUGAAAAUGUGGUUCUUGGUGAAUUCUCCCGGGAAUGCGACGAUUCAAGUCGACAACAUCGAUGAUUUCAAGUGGAUGAAUUCGUCUUACUGUUCGGUUCUUCGACAACUCGAAUCUGUAAGGAUUAAAGAUUAUUAUUUCAAGGCGAAUCAUCCUUCGACUCUGUCUGAUGGAGCUGAUCACCUCAAGUAUAGGAACCCGAAGUAUUUGUCUAUUCUGAAUCAUCUUAGGUUUUACCUACCUGAAGUACAUCCAAAGCUGGAUAAAAUCUUGUUUUUGGAUGAUGAUAUUGUGGUUCAAAAGGAUUUGACACCUCUUUGGGAUGUUGAUCUGAAAGGGAUGGUGAAUGGUGCAGUGGAGACAUGUAAAGAAAGCUUUCAUAGAUUUGAUAAGUAUCUCAACUUCUCUAAUCCGAUAAUCAUAGAGAAUUUCAACCCCAAUGCUUGUGGUUGGGCAUUUGGAAUGAAUAUUUUCGAUUUGAAGGAGUGGAGAAAGCGAAACAUCACUGCUAUAUAUCAUCAUUGGCAAGAUUUGAAUGAUGAUAGAACUCUUUGGAAGCUUGGCACAUUGCCACCAGGGUUGAUCACUUUCUACAACUUGACUCAUCCACUGGAUCGAAAAUGGCACGUAUUAGGACUCGGUUACGAUCCGGCCUUAAACCGAACCGAGAUCGAAAAUGCAGCCGUCAUCCAUUAUAAUGGAAACUAUAAGCCAUGGUUGGAUCUAGCAGUCUCCAAGUACCAAUCAUACUGGUCUAAAUAUGUAAGUUCUGGUAACUAUUACCUUCAACGCUGCAACAUAAGUGAGUAACAUUUUCCUCUUUUUCUUUUUCUUUUUCAUUUUGUUUUGUUUUCACUUUGUCAUACUUGUAAUUCACUUGUUAUAGCAAAG